GGUGUCCCUGCCAUGGCAGGGGUGGAACAGGAUGGGCUUUAGGGUCCCUUCCCAGCCACACCGUUCUGGGGCUCUUUCUCCCUGCUACAGAGCAAAACCUGGGGACACCCCGAUACCUGGGGUGAUUUUAAACUUCAAGAAUCUUCUCUGGAAGGCAAGAGGAGUGUUGUGUUCGCUGUGCUCACUGUGUGUUUGUUUGCUCCUGCAGGAGAGGGGAGCGCUGGGCUUCGAGCGGCACUACCACGUCACCGACCCCUUCAUCCGCCGCCUGGGGCUGGAGGCUGAGCUGCAGGGUCACUCUGGGUGUGUCAACUGUCUGGAAUGGAAUGAGAAAGGAGACUUAUUGGCCUCUGGCUCUGAUGACCAGCAUACCAUUGUGUGGGACCCUCUGCACCACAAGAAACUCCUUUCUAUGCACACAGGACACACUGCAAACAUCUUUUCUGUCAAGUUCCUGCCGCACUCGGGGGAUCGGAUCCUCAUCACGGGAGCUGCGGAUUCCAAGGUGCACGUCCAUGACCUGACUGUCAAAGAGACUGUGCACAUGUUUGGAGAUCACACCAACAGAGUGAAGCGCAUUGCCACGGCUCCCAUGUGGCCAAACACCUUCUGGAGUGCAGCAGAGGAUGGGUUAAUCAGACAGUACGACCUGCGGGAGAACAGCAAACGCUCCGAGGUGCUGAUAGACCUGACCGAGUACUGUGGGCAGCUGGUGGAGGCCAAGUGCCUGACAGUGAACCCCCAGGACAACAAUUACCUGGCCGUGGGGGCCAGCGGGCCCUUCGUGCGGCUCUACGACAUCCGCAUGAUCCACAACCACAGGAAAAGCAUGAAGCAGAGCCCUUCAGCCGGGGUGCACACGUUCUGUGACCGCCAGAAACCCCUCCCGGAUGGGGCAGCACAGUACUACGUGGCAGGGCACCUCCCAGUGAAGCUCCCAGACUACAACAACCGCCUGAGGGUCCUGGUGGCCACCUACGUCACCUUCAGCCCCGAUGGCACCGAGCUCUUGGUCAACAUGGGAGGGGAGCAGGUCUAUUUGUUUGAUCUGACAUACAAACAGCGACCAUACACCUUUCUCCUCCCAAAGAAGUGCCACACUUCAGGGGAAGUGCAGAAUGGAAAGACCUCUACCAAUGGAGUGUCCAAUGGGAUCCAUCUCCACAGCAAUGGAUUCCGCCUGUCGGAGGGCAGGGCACACGUGAGCCCCCAAGUGGAGUUGCCUCCAUACCUGGAGAGGAUCAAGCAGCAAGCCAACGAGGCCUUUGCGUGCCAGCUGUGGACCCAGGCCAUCCAGCUGUACAGCAAGGCUGUGCAGAGAGCCCCCAACAAUGCCAUGCUCUAUGGCAACAGAGCUGCUGCCUACAUGAAGCGCAAGUGGGAUGGGGACCAUUAUGAUGCUCUGAGGGACUGCUUGAAGGCCAUAUCCCUAAAUCCGUGCCACCUGAAGGCCCAUUUCCGCCUGGCCCGCUGCCUCUUUGAACUCAAGUACGUGGCAGAAGCACUGGAGUGUCUGGAUGACUUUAAAGGGAAGUUUCCAGAACAAGCACACAGCAGUGCCUGCGAUGCCCUAGACAGGGACAUCAACGCUGCCCUGUUCUCCAAGAGUGAUAACGCUGAAGACAAGAAGGGUGGUGGCCCCAUCCGGCUGCGAGCCACGGGCCGCAAGGACUCCAUCUCCGAGGAUGAGAUGGUGCUGAGGGAGCGCAGCUACGACUACAAAUUCCGCUACUGUGGCCACUGUAACACCACCACGGACAUCAAAGAGGCCAAUUUCUUUGGCAGGUAUGCUGGCAGAGGGUGCAGGGCAGGAGUGAGCAGCAGCAGGAUGCUCUGUUCCGUGGGAUAAAACCUCACUUGUAGC
Molecule: messenger RNA, 1864 nt
Organism: Malurus melanocephalus (red-backed fairy wren)
Lineage: Eukaryota; Metazoa; Chordata; Aves; Passeriformes; Maluridae
Product: WD and tetratricopeptide repeats protein 1-like
Exons: 12
Coding region: 32-1849 (605 amino acids)
Biological process (GO): negative regulation of fatty acid biosynthetic process
Cellular component (GO): cytoplasm; Cul4-RING E3 ubiquitin ligase complex
Molecular function (GO): protein binding
Source: RefSeq, a predicted model, not a curated record